This is a messenger RNA of Capsella rubella, 6796 nucleotides long. RefSeq lists its product as uncharacterized. The record is from RefSeq and is a predicted model, not a curated record. The coding region runs from base 223 to 6474 and encodes 2083 amino acids. The transcript has 17 exons. Lineage: Eukaryota; Viridiplantae; Streptophyta; Magnoliopsida; Brassicales; Brassicaceae.
AAAGCGAAUAAUAAUUUAUCGGGCAUUUUCUCUCCUCUCCCCCAAUCUGCUUCACUCCCCAAACUUCGUUUCUUCGCCGGAACCCUAGGUCGACUUCGUCUGUUUGAAUUUUCCGUAGUAGAUGAACGUGGGAUUAGGGACAGCUGAGGUCUGACGGCCAGGUUUUUGUCACCGAAUGGAGGGAGGUAGCGUCUCCAUACACUCUUGUUUUGGAACAAACCCAUGGAUUAUGAUGACAAUGACUUUCAAAACCAGAAUCUCCAUUUAGCUGGUGAAGCAAACAACAAAUUUCCACCAGUUUUACAGCCUUAUCCUCUUCCAAAGUUUGAUUUUGAUGAUACACUCAACACGCAUCUGAGGUUUGACAGUCUAGGUGAAAGUGAGGCAUUUCUUGGUAUUGAGGGUAACGAAGAUAAUAACUGGAUUGAAGAUUUCUCUCGGGGAAACAGUGGUAUAGUGUUUAGUUCAGGUGCAACAGAGUCCUGUGCCAUUCCUAGGCACAAUAAUGUAUGGUCUGAGGCUACUUCGUCAGAAUCUGUUGAAAUGCUUUUGAAUUCUGUUGGCCAGGACGAAGUUAUUGUAAGAGAAGAUACUAUCAAGAAAUCUGAUCCUUCUGAUGUACUAGGUUGCACAAUUGGACUAAUGGAGCCUGGUCAGACAUCCCUUGAAAUAAGUCAUUCCAAAGAAGAAACCGCAAACUUACAACUAAACCCAUCUGUUGAUGAUAACCCAGGAGAGUCCUCUGUGGUAAAGACAGAUGCUGGACAGGAACAGGUUUUGGUGAAAGAUCACUCACCAACUGCUACAGAAGAGGCAUCCCUUGAGGAAAAGAAUGCCAUCUUGGCUUCAAAUACUGCAAAGGUACCAGCUGCAGAUACCACUGGACUUGAUAAGAUAGGAACUGAGGCAACUGAUAAUAUUCUUGACCAAGCGGAAGAAAAAGUCAAUGUAGAAUUAAGGAUGGAAGAUGAUUGUAGCAAUGGAGCAGGAACUGAGACAACUGAUAAUCUUCUUGACCAAGCAGAAGACAAAGUCAAUGCAGAAUCAAGGAUGGAAGAUGAGUGUAGCGACGGAACUGUACAGACUGUGACUACUUGUAGUGGUGAGUUGAAUAAUCAGAACACUUUGCUUCCAGAGACUUCGAAUGAUGAAAAUGUUAUUAGGGACCACAUUCAAAGUGGUUAUAAUCACAAUGAAAUAACUAUAGAAGCAGGGUCAGUUUUGGUUGAGGCUCAUUCUGAUAGCCAUGUAUCAGCUUCUGAAGUUGAAAAUGUGGGAGCUGAAAAUAUUGGUGAAAUUGCAAAGCCUGAUCUGAAGGAGACAGAGCGAGCUGAUUUCACAGUACUAGAAAAAGGGGACCAAGCUCUCUCUACUCUUAAGGUAGGUGGAGGAGAUAUUUCAGGGGCCCAAUGCCAAGAUCUCCUUGUCAGCAAUGUUCAUACUAGCGAAGCUGUUGAAGCAUCUCUGAAAGUUGCUGGCGAAUUGACAACUAUAGCAAGCAUUGAUUCCAUUGAGAAGCCUGAAUUGCUUAGUGAUCGACAUGUGGAAGUUAGUACAAGUAAACAUGAGUCUACUGUUCAUAUGGAGACCGAGACACAUACACAGAUACAUGUAGUUGAAACUUUGGAAAGUGUUUAUAUUUCACCUACGGACUCAAUGGUUGAAGCUACAAAAGGUGGUGUGUCUAUGAAGAGUGACAAUAAUGAAGAUAGUGCUCGCACUUCUAAUCUCGAGCAAAGCAUGGAACUGCCUGUCAAUGCCAAUGAUAGAGAUCAGGAUGUCAAGAGCUCUCAAAUCCUAUCUGAAAGCGUUGUGACCAAGUCUGUUGGUGAUGUUUCAGGAGGUUCUACUUCCAAGUUGGUGGAGUCAGCAUCUCAAUCUGACACCAUUUCAACAGACAAGUCAGUGACUUUGAUUGACGGUUCUCUCAAUCCCAAAGAAUUACAACCUCUAUGUCAAGAUGAAGCACCUGCUGUCGGUCUCACGUCUUCAAUUGAUUCACAUAUUGUAAAGUCAUCCUCUGAUGCAAGUGACCAAGGCCGUCUCUCUGAAACUGAGAAGGUGUCAUCUGAUGAACCUGAAAAUGGUCAAACCCUUCCACCUGUGGAUGCAAGUAGUUCAGGGAGUCAGGUGGACCAACAAGCUAGGAAGGAUGCUGAAGGUACUCAGCAAAGUACACACUCUGGUGAAGACUGUCCUGGCUCUGAAGGGUCAAAAGAUGCAGUAGAUGCUGAUGCUGCUGGGCAAGUUUUGCAGGAGCAGUCUGAGGAAACAAUUUUAGAAGAACAUCUAGUAACAGAAGUUGUAAAUGCUCCAGAGACUCGGUCAAUUCUGGACAAGGAUAACGUAAAUGAAAUCCCUAACACUAGCUCCUUGGCUAAUCUUGGGAGUGAAGCUGAUAAAGAUGGCCAGGAAGAGGUUAAUACUGCUGCAUCGGGUGGGAUUAUGACAGCUGGGACUUCUGUUUCACACCCCAAAGGUGAUGCAACCGUACUAGGAGAUUCCCAUACUUAUAAAUGUUCUGAGCCUUCCAUAAAGUCUCCUGUAACUGCAAAGGAAGAUGCUGAUACUGAUUUAAAGACUCCUCUUAAGUCUGUUCCCGCUGUUAAGACUUCUGAACCUCAACUUAAUAAGACAGAGACAAACAGUGUCACAAUGCCAGAAGACCAGAAUAUUUCGAGUUUUAAUUCUGCUGGGUCUCCAGUCUUGAAUAGAAAUGAUACCUUCAGCAGUGAAAUGAACGUAACUCCCGAUCAGCUGAAAGCAGGGGAAACAUCCAAAGCUGUUAACUUUUCACAAGCUACACUCGUCUCUCCGAUUGUGGUUGGAUCUCCUUCAACAUCUAACUUAGAGAAAACAGCUCCAAAGUCUUCUAAAACAAAGUCUGAGCGGAAACCCAGGCGAACAUCCAAAUCUGUAGGAAAAGAGACUUCUCGAAAAGGAACUAGUGUAAAAGGGGCUACACCUUUUCAACAAUUUCAAAGUGGAGGCAAAGCAAAUGCUGUUAAUCAAAAUUUGGCUUGUCCUAUUCAGAUCACACAAUCUACUGAGAAACAGCAAAUUCUUCCGAGCCCUAAUCUUAAAUCGUUUGGGACCGUUUCCACCCCCACAGCAAGUCUACCAGAUUUGAACUCUUCUGCUCUCUCAAAUAUUCUGCGUCGACCUUUUACAGACUUGCAACAAGUGCAGCUACGUGCACAGAUUUUUGUAUAUGGGGCUCUGAUCCAAGGAACAGCACCCGAUGAAGCUUAUAUGAUAUCUGCAUUUGGUGGUCCAGAUGGUGGGAAGGACAGCUGGGAGAAAGUAUGGCGUACUUGUAUAGUAAGAGCUCAGAAAUCGCUUGUUGCUACUCCUGAAACGCCAUUGCAGUCACGUGCAGGGAAGACGGAGACCCCAUCAGCAGGUCACACCAGUAGAAAAGAUAGUUCAGCGACAAACCCCAUGAUUCCACUCUCAUCACCUUUAUGGAGUUUAUCAACUUCCCUUGAUACUUUACAACCAAGUAGUGCUCAGAGAGGUUCAGCUGCUAAUCACCAGCCAUUGCUUUCUUCAUCGCAGACUCACCAUACUCCACCACCUACUAAUAUUGUUGGACAUAACACCCCUUGGACAUCGCCUCUCGCUUACCGUAACCCUUGGCUUGCUUCUCAGCAAACCAGUGGAUUUGAUGUUGGUUCUCGUUUCCCUGUCUAUCCGAUCACCGAACCUGUAAAAUUGACUCCCAUGAAAGAAUCAUCCUUCACUUACUCUGGCGCAAAGCAUGUGCAGAGUGGAACUCCUAGCAAUGUUUUCAAAGUGACACCUACAAUUGAGCAAACGAGUACAGUUGUAGCACCUGCUCAACAUUCGACUGGGACAAAAUCAAGGAAACGGAAGAAGAUGCCAGCCUCUGUAGAGUCUGGUCCAAGCAUUUUGAAUUCGCUAAAGCAGACAGAAUUAGCUGCCUCACCUCUUGUUUCAAUAUCGACAGCUGUGCCUAUUACACCUACCGCGUCUAAUCUGGGUUCUAAUGCUGGCACCCUUCCCAGUGCUGUUUCUAUCACUGCAGUCCCUAUGAACCUUGUAUCUACAUUUCCUGGGAAGAAAAUUAAAUCAUCUUUGCCAUCUCCAAUUUUUGGGGGUAACCUUGUACCUGAAGUACAGCAGAGGUCUGUCUUGUCAGAGGAUAGCAUUGAUAAACUCAAGGAGGCUAAGAUGCAUGCAGAGGAUGCAUCUGCUCUUGCUACUGCAGCUGUUAGUCAUAGUGAAUUUGUAUGGAAGCAGAUAGAGCAACGAAGGCACGCUGGCCUCCUGCCAGAAACUCAAGACAGAUUAGCUUCGGCUGCUGUUGCCAUAGCUGCUGCUGCUGCGGUGGCAAAGGCUGCAGCAGCUGCUGCAAAUGUUGCAGCUAAUGCUGCAUUGCAGGCCAAAUUAAUGGCUGAAGAAGCAUCCCUUCCAAAUACUUCUGAUCCGGGACUCCCUAAGUCAAAUGAUAAUAUAUUUCCAGGCCAGGGUACCCCUUCUUCUAUCUUGAAAGGCGAAGGUGCAUUAGUGAGCUCCAGUUCUGUUCUUAUUGCGGCGAGAGAGGCAGCUAAGAAGAGGGUUGAAGCUGCCACAGUUGCCACCAAGUAUGCUGAAAAUAUGGAUUCCAUUGUAAAAGCAGCAGAAUUGGCAUCAGAGGCUGUGUCACAAGCUGGAAUACUUGUUUCAAUGGGUCAUCCCCCGUUGCUCAAUAAGCUGGUGGAGGCGGGUCCAAGUAAUUACUGGAGGCAGGCUCAAGGAUCUCAGGAAGUGCAGCCUUGUAAAACAACUGUCUUAGAAAGAGAAACUCUGGCGACUAGUGAGGGAACUUUUGCUAGUCCCAGAACUCUGCAAACUGAGUUGGUUGGCUCUGUGAAAACGGCAGAUGGUGUGUCUGGUCCAGUUUCUGCCACUGGUAAGGUGAAGGGACAAAAGGGUGAUAAAGGUGCAGACAUGGCUAAAAACAAUGAUGUGGUUUGCGAACCAGAAGUUAGGUCGAAAUUUUCGGAUGACACCCAAACAGAAGGGCAACAGACUAUGAAAGCUACAAAUAAUGAGAACAUCAAGGAGGGUUCUAAUGUAGAGGUUUACAAGGAAGAACCUGGAUUAAGAACCGCAUGGUACUCCGCCAACGUAUUGAGCUUAGAGGAUGAUAAAGCUUAUGUGUUGUUCAGUGAUCUUUCUGAAGAACAAGGAACAGAUAAGCUGAAGGAGUGGGUAUCUGUCAAAGGCGAAGGCGAUCAAGCCCCUAAAAUAAGAACUGCUCGUUCUGUUACUGCCAUGCCAUAUGAAGGAACCAGGAAGAGACGUAGAGCUGCUAUUGGGGAUCAUGUUUGGAAAAUUGGGGAUAGGGUAGACUCGUGGGUGGAUGACAGUUGGUUGGAGGGUGUUAUCACAGAGAAGAACAAGAAAGAUGAAAAUACAGUGACUGUGCAUUUUCCUGCACAAGGAGACACUUUGACGAUUAAAGCUUGGAAUCUUCGACCUUCUCUUGAGUGGAAAGAUGGAAAGUGGAUUGAAUGUUCUAGUUCAGGAGAAAACAUCAGCUCGGCACAUGAGGGUGAUACCCCAAAGGAGAAGCGACCUAGAUUAGGAACCGCCACUUUUGAGGCCGAAAUAAAAGACAAGAGUAUUAAGAUUGUUGAUGAUCCAGACUUAGGAAAACCACCUCAGACUGGUGUUCUUGACCUCGGUGUUUCAGAGAAUACAUUUAACAUUGGAAGGAGUACCAGAGAGGAGAACAAACCUGAUCAACUCCGAAUGAAGAGAACUGGUUUGCAAAAGCAAGGAUCAAAAGUGAUUUUUGGCGUCCCCAAACCUGGAAAGAAAAGGAAGUUCAUGGACGUGAGCAAACACUACAUUUCAGAGGCAAGCACUAAAACUCGGGAACGGAAGGAACCAGCAAAGCCUGUGAAAUCAAUUGUGCCCCAAAAUUCUGGAAUAGGUAGCUGGAGAAUGCCUGCUAAAAAUAUAUCUAGAGAGAAACAACAGACAACAAUAUCUAAGCCCAAGACUUUCAAACCUGCACCCAAACCCAAAGAGAAACUAGGUGCUGCGGCUAGGAUAAUUCCCCGCAAGGACUCGCGUAGUACAACAGCCUCAUAUAUGGAAUCCGAUGAUGCUGCUGAUGAGAAUGCAGAAAACAAGGGUCCUGUAUCUGGCGUUCCAUUAAAGGAAACAGUAGAAGAGCAAACAACAUCAUCCUCCCAUGAUGCUGGUUCCAAGAAUAGUUCCUCCUCGAGUACUAACAAAGGGAAAGUGGCUCCUACUGCAGGAAGGUUAGCCAAAAUCGAAGAGGAUAAGGCUUUGGCUGAGAAUUCUUCAAAAACAUCAGAGGGAAUGGAGCCACGUAGAUCUAUCCGCAGGAUCCAGCCAACUUCUAGACUACUUGAAGGUCUGCAAACGUCGAUGAUGACCUCGAAAAUACCUUCGGUAUCACACAGCAAAAGUCACCAAAGUCAAAGCAAAAAGUAGCAGUAGAGGUAAGUGAAGGAGCAGAAGCAAUGCACAUAAACCCAAGUGGAGGAAACAAGAAAAAGGCAGUGUGAGCUGCUAUUAGGUUGUUUUUAAUUUUAGUUAUAUGCUCUAAGAAAAGAACAAACUUCGUUGUUGGUUGGGAGAGGAGACGUAAUACGUAGAAGAGAAGAAAACAAAAUGAUGGUUGUGUUAUUGUAGGUGUGAAUUAUUUGCUUUUGAUUAUUUAGUCAGUCAUGUUGUCGGGAAAAUCUCUCUGGAGAGAUAAGAAGAAGUUGUACAUGUAGUUUGAUUAUUGUCCUAAUUUAUCUCUCUAACUCCA